CGUAGAAGUCUAACCUUGAACCAACUCAUAUGGUGAGUUAGCCAAUAGUUUUAUUUAGUUUGAAUUAAAUAAUUAAUACUUUGUUCUGUAGCAAGGUGAGAUGAGAUCCUUGUUUAGGGGGUUGUCCUUAUCCGUUGAUGAAAAUAAUAAAUCAUCAAGUAGAAAGUUGAAGGAAGGUUAAAAUGGAAAACACAGAGGAAAACAAGUCCAAGGUAGUGGUGAUUGAUUCUUUGCAAUCAUGGGAGUUUCAUGUCAACCAAGCUUCUAAUCAGAAUUCUCCUAUUGUUGUUCACUUUACUGCUUCAUGGUGUAUGCCAUCAGUGGCUAUGAUUCCAUUUUUUGAAGAAUUCGCAUCAGAUUAUCCAGAUUUUCUGUUUCUCUCCGUUGAUGUUGAUGAAGUCAAGGAGGUGGCCACCAAGAAUGAUAUAAAGGCAAUGCCAACAUUUUUGUUGUUGAAGGAUGGUGCUCCAUCGGACAAGAUAGUUGGUGCUAAUCCAGAGGAGAUUAAGAAAAGGAUAGAGGGAUUUGUUCAGUCCACUCGUGCAUCAAUUGCCUAGUACAAGCUUCUGUAUGAUAUUUUUUUCUUUGCAAGUUGUAAGAAGUGUGUUUUGUGGUCCUGUACUAUAACAUCUUGGUCAAUUCCUUUUCAUUUGUGAUAUGUCAAUUCUUCAUGUUUUGUUUCCUAGUUCCAUUAGCUCAAUGCUUAAGCUAAUUGGUUACUUUUGUUUACAGUUUUUGUGUCAGCCAAAAUUUGUAUAUUUUGUUUGUUUUCAAUGUUGUGGAUAUAUAUUACUCUAUUGAUUGAAAGUCAUGUUUAUUGUCCCUGAUUAA
Medicago truncatula (barrel medic) is the source of this 831-nucleotide messenger RNA. The record is from RefSeq and is a predicted model, not a curated record. NCBI's taxonomy places the organism in Eukaryota, Viridiplantae, Streptophyta, Magnoliopsida, Fabales, Fabaceae.